AGGAAGACGAGCCGCUCGUCUUCCUCAGAUCUGUCUCUGUUCUGCAGGAAUGUCCCGGGAUGUCCGCGAACAGCCUGAAAUCCGUAAAUAGCCGCGUCGGGCGGCCCGAGUCUGACUGCUGCGCGUGUGUGUGUGUGUGUGUGUGUGUUUCCUCCAGAACAACAGGACAGUAUGGCCACCACUGUUGCUGUCAGUCCCAGUGAAUACCUCCAGCCCGCCGCCGCCUCCACGCAAGUGAGUAACGAGCCGGACCUCCCGACGUCGUCGUCUCCGAUUACCCACGAUGCACCAGGAGGCACGCUUUCUUUUCUUUUUUUUUGUGCCAGGGUCGUUACCGAGCAACCGAUUCCCCCCCAUGGGAUGAAUUCACUCCUAUCUGCCGGAGAGAAGAGCGUCUUUAAAUGGGUUCCUUCAACUAAAUGUUACCAAAAAAAACGGAGAAAAGUUACUGUGGAGUCGGAUCUCCCUUCAUGGAUGAAGGAGAUGAUGACGGUUUCCACGGAGAUAAGCCACGCCCCCUCUCCAGCGUGAAUCACGCGAAUAAACCACAAACAGGCGGGCGAGGAAACUCUGGCGUGAACGCAGCGCAACGCCGACUUGAAAUGAGCUCUGGAUGUUCUGGUGCAACAGGGGCGCUUCACCCCGAGGACCCCCAGCCCUCCCCUCUGGCCCUCCUGGCUGCCACCUGUAGUAAGAUCGGCCCCCCCGCCGCCCAGGUCCCCGCGGCGUCGCCUCCGUCGCAGCCGCAGCCUCGCCGGCUCCUCCCCAUCAAGCCGGCGCCCAUCGCCCCGGCGCCGCCCAAGAACCUGGGCUUCCUCUCGGCCAAGGGCAAUGUGAUCCAGCUGCCCGCCGGCCUGGGCUCCGCGGCGCCCGGCAGCCCCAUCGUGCUCACCAUCCAGCAGAGCCCGGGCCGCGCCGCCGCGCCCGCCAACAUCCAGUACCAGAUGGUGCCGCAGAUCCAAGGCGCCCAGACCAUCCAGAUGAUGCCGCAGGGCGGUCAGAUCCAGCUCAUCCCGGGCACCAACCAGGCCAUCAUCACCACGCCCAUGGCGCCGCCCGCCGCCGCCUCGCCGCUCGCGCAGCAGAAGGCGGUGGCCAUCAAGCCGUCGCCCAAGCUGCGCGGGCACAACAACGUGCUGCAGCUGCCCGGCGGCAUCACGCUGCCGUUCAACGUGGCGACCGGCGAGGUGGGCGGGACGCAGUUCAUCACGGAGGCGGCGGUCGCCACGCCCCGACCGGGGAGGGGGGGGCGGGGGAGGAGGAAGAAACUGGUCCUGGCUGCUUACGCUCAGCUUCCCCCGCCGGCCUCUCCGCCCGCGGAGCAGAUGGAGACCAUCCUCAUCGAAGCUGGAGACAACAUCAUCCAGGCGGGCAACAACCUGCUGAUCGUGCAGAGUCCCGGGCAGCCGCCGAUGGUGCAGCAGGUGCAGCUGGUCCAGUCCAAGCCGGAGCCCCAGGUGGUCCAGAUCCCCCAGCAGGCCCUGAAGGUGGUGCAGGCCGCCUCCGCCACCUUGCCGCCCGUCCCGCAGAGACCGUCGAGCCUCCAGGUGUCUCAGGCGGAUCAGACGCCGACGCAGAUUCUCUUCAAAACGGCGUCCGGCGAGUGGCAGUCCGUCCAGAUCCAGGACCCCGUCUCCACGGCGACCACGGCCACGUCGCCGCCGGCCGGCGCCAAGAGGACGCAGGCCGGGGGGCGGAAGGAACGGCCGCUGGCGAAGAUCGCCCCGGCGGGCGGGAUGAUGUCGCUGAGCACGCCGCAGCUGACCUCCACGACGCAGACGGUCCAGACCAUCAGCAUCAACGGGGUCCAGGUCCAGGGGGUCCCCGUCACCAUCACCAACGCAGGGGGCCAGCAGCACCUGACGGUGCAGACGAUGCAGGGCGGCCUCCAGCUGGCAACGACGCCGGGCCAGCCGUCCAUCCAGGUGGACCAGACUCUGACCCUGGAGCUGCCGGGUCAGCCGGGAGAGAAGAAGAGACGCAUGGCCUGCACCUGCCCCAACUGCAAAGACGCAGACAAGAGGCCCGGGGAGGUGGGGAAGAGGAAGCACAUCUGCCACAUCACCGGCUGCGAGAAGACAUUCCGGAAGACGUCGCUGCUCCGCGCUCACGUCCGGCUGCACACCGGCGAGCGGCCCUUCGUCUGCAACUGGGUGUUCUGCGGGAAAAGAUUCACGCGCAGCGACGAGCUGCAGCGGCACGCCAGGACGCACACAGGAGACAAGCGCUUCGAGUGCAGCCAGUGUCAGAAGCGCUUCAUGCGGAGCGACCACCUGACGAAGCAUUACAAGACUCACAUCAACACCAAGAACCUGUGAGCGGGAACGCAGACGGACUCUGACACUGAAGACGGCGUUCAAGGGGAAAGGAAAGGAGGGGAGGGGCCUGAGGAGACGACACCAAGGGGUCUGAGGCGGACCCCGUUGUGGGAAAGGCCCCCUGCACCCUCCGAGACACUGGUGGACAAAGGGAUCCUUCCUGGUGGACUUGGAUCUGAUCCAAUUUAAUAAUCGUCUUGGUUUCCUCCAGAAGCCGACUGACUCGCUGAGGCUUCGGGCUCUCGCAUAUUUAUGAACUUCUCCGGUGGAAGAACCGACAGAAUUAUUCAGACUGCAACACCAAGACAGACGACAGGGCUCCACUUUCAUUUUGAUUUUUUUUCUUCUUCUUCUUCUUCCCACAAAUCCUGCUUGACUUUUUUUCUUCUCAUCUUUUUUUUGUCGUGGACGAUUUGGGGAGAUCCCAGGUAAUCGGCUUUCAUCCCCCCCCCCCCGCACACAAAAAAACAAAGAAAAGAGGAAAGAAAAUUCUACAUAAUUGAUUUGUAAAUUUAACCGAGAUGUGUUGUACCUCAUGGUCAUUUAGUUUUACGGUGUACGUGUUUCAGAAGGAUUUAUAACCUGUAUUCACCCCAAAUAGUUGGGGUCAUUACAUAAAAACUCCACUUCCUAGACUUUUGAAAACCUUUUAGAAGUUUAACUUGGCUAUUUUUUUAAAAAGUGUGUGUAUGCAUACUAUCAUACAUUCUAAUAAUAUUGAUAAUAAACUAUUUAUAUGAUAUUUUUUUUAUACAAUUGAUUUUUACAAAGUAGGUCCGGAGAUGCAUAGAACAUAACAGAAAGGAAUGAGACGUUCCAGAGAAGAAAUACAAAAAGACCAUUUUCAUCACAUUUGCUCUGAGGAGGCGGAGCUUAUGCAGCAGAUCCGAGAACCACGUUUUAGAGGCUGGCGAUGGGUUAAAUGUGCAUUUCAGGGUCAGAGGUCACUGCCUUUUCAAACAGUUCAGAACAUCAGUUUCUAAACGGGCCAAAAGUGAAGAGCUGCUGACAUUAGAAGAGUUUACUAACGUCUAAAGUCUCCAGCUGUAAAACAAUAUUCACACAGCAACGGGUUUAAAAGUCAAGGAACCCAAAUGUUACAGAGGAUAGAGAUGUAGUUUGAGAGAAGCCGGACUUUACGUCGAAAUUGGAAAUGACUUAUUACGCUAAAACGUGGUGUUAGUAGUUUCAAAAGUCUAUUUAAUGGAUCAUCAUCAUGUUUCUUCUUGUAUGAAUCGACUUUAAAGACAUUUGCUUCAUUCUGAAAUCCUAAAGGCGCCGCCGGUCUCCCUUCAGGAAAAGAUCCCGAAGAACAAACGUGUAACCGGCGACCGAUAGAGGACCCGGGGAUGAGCCUUGUGGGACGCCUUGUGGGAUAAGCCACAUUAAAAAAAGGCCGUGAAGGUUACGGUGGGGGGGGGGGGGGUCACAUUUCUAUCAGCUGUCAGAUGAUUGGAGGACUGACACCCGGCGGACUUACCUCAGAAAUGUUCUUUAAGGAAACAUCGUGAAGUCACUUCACUUUUCGACUGUUAAGUCUCAGAUGCAAUAUUUCUGGCCUGAUGUCUCCUCGUUUCUGAUGUAUGUAUACGACCUAAAAAAACAAAAACAAAAAAGGUACUGCAAAAACUUUCUGGAGAACUUUGAAACAAAUGGAAGCGUCUUCUUUUUAAGUCCCCGAGGUCUCCGGAGCCUCCCGGGGAACUCAAUGAAAUAUUUUCAGCUCUGAAUUCGUCGAGUCUGGAUUUGUCCGGCACUGAGAGUCGGCCUCCGAUAGCCGGCCAGAUUUUUACUCUUAUUACCGUGUCAUUUUUAUCACAUCGUUCCUGAGACAGUAUUGUGUUUCGUUCUUCAAACGUCUGCGUGUUAUUUUUUUUACUUAACCUUUUUUAUUUUAACGAAAAAGAUUUUUUUUUUUUUUUUUUUUUCAUUGUGGCAUAAAUGUUAAAAGAAACAUGUUUAUACUUGUCAAGGUAUCAAAAAAACAAAACAAAGGUAUGAUACCCGGCCCUACUUACACUGUGUGUACUAAUAAACGAGUAACUAAAUUCCAGGGUAACUCUGCCACUCUGUGCAUCAGACCUGAAACCGCUCGGCCGGACAAUCACGUCCCGAAAUGACAAAAAGAAAAGUCUUUUUGAUCGGUACUGUUUUUAUUUGUAAAGCUAUGUGAUAUCUUUAAUCAUGAAUCCACGCUCGAGAGGUUUUUGUUGACAUUGGGCCGACUGUACAGUAUUCACGCGCUGCUUGAGCAGCUUUUGCUUGUUUGAAGUCUGAACUUUUUAAUUUACACACACACACAUAAAAAUACACCAAUUAAUUGUUAAAUAAGAUUUUGUGGGGGUCAAACUGGCGUCUUCGCCUCUUGUGUUCUUAUUACUGUGACAACUUUGACCAAAAAGCUAUGAAGUCAGAUGUUUUUUGUUUUUUUAAAGCACAUUGAAACCAGUUUUAAUCAAAGUGCUUCAUGGGGGGGGGGCAUACUACGUUAAGCUUACAUGUAGGAUGCCAAUAUUUGGUUAUUUUUCCCCCAAGAAUGCCCUUUGAGGACGGAUGGGCGGAGCCUGCUCAUAUUUAUGUCCAUGUCCUUUUCCAGUCUGAGUGACCGCAGUUCAGGGAGGAAGUCAAGACGCAAACGUGAAGCUGCCGAGUGGAGGAAGUGAACUUUGUACAGUGUGUACGGAAUAAAAUAUAAUGUGACAUUGUACAGCUUAACUUCUGCUUUGUAUGAGACGCCUAGGUCGAAUUAAAGAUGCCUUCGAAAAGCUG
Molecule: messenger RNA, 5087 nt
Organism: Pseudoliparis swirei
Lineage: Eukaryota; Metazoa; Chordata; Actinopteri; Perciformes; Liparidae
Gene: sp2
Product: sp2 transcription factor
Exons: 7
Coding region: 420-2318 (632 amino acids)
Biological process (GO): regulation of transcription by RNA polymerase II
Molecular function (GO): RNA polymerase II cis-regulatory region sequence-specific DNA binding; DNA-binding transcription factor activity, RNA polymerase II-specific
Source: RefSeq, a predicted model, not a curated record